AUGAACAGCCGCAUGCAAUCAUCAUUCAAGCUACUCAGCCUACUCCCAGCAUUGGUUGUCGCUGCCCCAGCCGCACCGGCGCCAGCAAGCGAACAAGUGUCGAUACUAUCUAGGGAUGACGAUCACCCUUACUAUUUCCCGCUUGGAGGAAUCAUCGCCAUCCCACUGGCCGUCGUAGCCCUGAUCGUCGUCACCGUUGGGCUCGUAAGGCGCAAGUUCUAUAAGCCAUCCGAACCCACCACCCAGCCGCCUACGAUAGCGCUGGCAGAGCGAGGAAGAACGGACACUCUGCCGGUAUACCAACGAGAAGAAAACAGCACCGCGUUGACCACAGACUCGCACUCCACAUCAAGUUCGGGUCUGGCCAAGCCACAGGACGAACCGCCGGCUUACGUAGCACCACCGAACAGCUCUGCUACAACGGAAAAUCGGGCUGCACCUGCUACCAACCCAUCCUCACCUCGUACUACUUCAACGGCACAAAAUAAUUCAACUAGUGAAGAAGUAGCGCCGGGUAAUGGCCGAGCUUCAUAA
Messenger RNA from Clonostachys solani, 534 nucleotides. The record is from the annotation of a GenBank genome assembly. NCBI's taxonomy places the organism in Eukaryota, Fungi, Ascomycota, Sordariomycetes, Hypocreales, Bionectriaceae.